Tupaia belangeri chinensis (Chinese tree shrew) is the source of this 1104-nucleotide messenger RNA. It is a transcript of the gene TLCD1, whose product is annotated as TLC domain containing 1. NCBI's taxonomy places the organism in Eukaryota, Metazoa, Chordata, Mammalia, Scandentia, Tupaiidae. The record is from RefSeq and is a predicted model, not a curated record. Bases 69 to 812 code for a protein of 247 amino acids. Gene Ontology annotation, cellular component: plasma membrane. The transcript is spliced from 4 exons. Gene Ontology annotation, biological process: plasma membrane organization; regulation of membrane lipid distribution; phospholipid homeostasis.
GCUGGGUUCCCAGGACGGCCCGAGAGGCGGCCUAGAGGGCGGACAGACAGAAGGCAGGGAGGGCCAGCAUGCCCCCUCUGCUGCACCCCGCCCUGCCGCUGCUCCUGGGCGCAACGCUGACCUUCCGGGCACUCCGGCGCGCUCUCUGCCGCCUGCCUCUGCCCGCACACGUGCGCGCCGACCCCCUGCGCACCUGGCGCUGGCACAACUUGCUCGUAUCUUUCGCUCACUCCAUCGUGUCAGGGAUCUGGGCGCUGCUGUGUAUAUGGCAGACCCCAGAGAUGCUGGUGGAGAUCGAGACGGCGUGGUCGCUUUCUGGCUAUUUGCUCGUUUGCUUCUCUGCAGGGUAUUUCAUUCACGACACAGUGGACAUCGUGAUUAGUCAUCAAGUGCGAGCUUCUUGGGAAUACCUUGUCCAUCAUGUCAUGGCCAUGGGUGCCUUCUUCUCAGGCAUUUUUUGGCGCAGCUUUGUUGGUGGUGGUGUCCUUACGCUGCUGGUGGAGGUGAGCAACAUCUUCCUCACCAUCCGCAUGAUGAUGAAGAUCAGCAACGCCCAGGACCACCUCCUCUACCGGGUCAACAAGUAUGUCAACUUGGUCAUGUACUUUCUCUUUCGCCUGGCGCCUCAGGCCUACCUCACCCACUUCUUCUUGGGUUAUGCGGGCCAGAGGACCCUGGGCACCUUCCUCCUGGGCAUCCUACUCAUGCUGGACGUGAUGAUCCUCAUCUACUUCUCUCGCCUACUCCGUUCUGACUUCUGCCCUGAGCGUGUCCCCAGCCGGCAACACAAAGACAAGUUUUUGACUGAGUGAGAAGUGCAGAGCCUGGCGUUUGUGGCAAGGACAGCAACGACAACCAAGGAGACACAAACUGGGGCUUGGCUCCAAGGCCGUGUCCUCUGGGACCAGCCGCUCUGCCUUCCAGGCCUGCACCCACUAUUGAAAACCCUAAUGUACUCUGAAGUCCUUGUCCUUUCUUGGGCAAGGGGUGAGCAGCAGACAGACCGGUUGGACACGGUAGAUGGGUGUGAAGACAGGUGCUACCCCAACAGCAGCCAACCCACACUGCCCUGAAAUGGAUGCUAAUGAAAAGCCUGAAACUCUC